This is a messenger RNA of Orcinus orca (killer whale), 2343 nucleotides long. RefSeq names its product galactose-3-O-sulfotransferase 4 (gene GAL3ST4). Gene Ontology annotation, molecular function: galactosylceramide sulfotransferase activity. The coding region runs from base 448 to 1923 and encodes 491 amino acids. Gene Ontology annotation, cellular component: membrane. Gene Ontology annotation, biological process: glycolipid biosynthetic process. The record is from RefSeq and is a predicted model, not a curated record. NCBI's taxonomy places the organism in Eukaryota, Metazoa, Chordata, Mammalia, Artiodactyla, Delphinidae. The transcript is spliced from 3 exons.
GAAAGUUUAGGGGGAAAGUUGAGCCGAGCGAGAAACCGGGCGGUGGCUGGAGCAGGCAGGAGGGCCAGACCCCGAUUUCCCUGCUGCUCCUCAGGUGGCCUGACGCUGACAGAGGCAAAAAUCUGCUAACUCAGGGGGCAGACUCAACCGGGGCUGCGAGCAGACCUGGGGAAUGAACCCCCAAACUCGAACCGGCGCCUUCCGCGGCUGCACGGCUGUCUCAAGCUGUCUCUGCCUCUGUGCCUGGCCCUUGCCCUGCCCCGCUCUAGCAACCCCCUUCCCUGUGCCACAUGGGCCCUCUGUCUCCUACCAGGACCAUGCGCCUCUGGGGGCCUCGGAGCCUGGGGGUGGCUCUGGGAGUCUUCAUGACCAUCGGAUUUGCCCUCCAGCUCUGGGGGGGUCCCUUCCAGAGGAGGUGAGUUCCCAUCUUGUCCCAACGCCCCACAGAUGCCCCCCCACUUGCUCCUCCCCGUCCCACCUGGGGCUGUGACUCUUGGGGACUCAAGAGGACGCUCCACGCCCUCGUCCUUUCUCCUCAAGACACUCAUCCACCUGCUGGUGAGGGACACAACACUUCCCCUCCCGUCUCUCCCCAGGCUACCUGGGCUGCAGCUCCGACAGUCCUGGGCCUCAACCCUGGGACCAGCUGUUCCAUCCUGCCUGCCACGGCAGCGACUCGUGUUCCUGAAGACGCAUAAAUCCGGGAGCAGCUCUGUGCUCAGUCUACUUCACCGCUACGGGGACCGACACGGGCUGCGCUUCGCCCUCCCCGCCCGCUAUCAGUUCGGCUACCCAAAGCUUUUCCAGGCCUCUCGGGUCAAAGGCUACCGCCCUCAGGGUGGAGGCACCCAGUCCCCCUUCCACAUCCUCUGUCAUCACAUGAGGUUCAACCUGAAAGAGGUACUUCAGGUCAUGCCUUCUGACAGCUUCUUCUUUUCCAUUGUCCGAGACCCAGCAGCUCUGGCCCGCUCUGCCUUCUCCUACUAUAAAUCCACAUCAUCGGCUUUCCGCAAAUCACCGUCCUUGGCUGCCUUCCUGGACAAUCCCCGAGCCUUCUACCAGCCCGGGGCCCGUGGGGACCACUAUGCACGCAACUUGCUAUGGUUUGACUUUGGCCUCCCCUUUCCCCCAGAGAUGAGGACCAAGAGAGGGAAUCCUCAUCCCCCCAGAGAUCCCAACCCGCCACAGCUGCCUUCUGGUGUUGGCCUGCGAGCCCACACCUUGGAUCCCAAUGCUCUCUUCCAUCCCGUUCCCACUGUUGCUGAUGGUCACAGCCGGACGUCCAGCUCUGCCUCUUUAGAUUUGAGGUCUUCAUCCUUCAUCCAGUGGAAUCUGGCCUGGCUGGACUCUGUCUUUGACCUGGUCUUGGUGGCCGAGUACUUUGACGAGUCAUUGGUCCUGCUGGCAGAUGCCCUGUGCUGGGGUCUAGAUGAUGUGGUGGGCUUCAUGCACAACGCUCAGGCUGGAGGUGGACAGGGCGGAAGUGCUGUCGGCGAUGGUGGACUGACUGCUGAGGACAGGCAGCUGUCUGCAAGGGCCCGAGCCUGGAACAACCUGGACUGGGCUCUCUAUGUUCACUUCAACCGCAGCCUGUGGGCACGGAUAAAGCAAUACGGCCAGAGCCGGCUGGACAGUGCUGUGGCGGAGCUCCGGGCUCGCCGAGAGGCCCUGGCUAAACACUGUCUGGUGGGGGGUGAGGCUUUAGACCCCAAGUACAUCACUGACCGGCGGUUCCGCCCUUUCCAGUUUGGAUCAGGUAAGGUUUUGGGUUACGUGCUUCAGAGUGGCCUGAGCCUCCAAGACCAGGAGGAGUGUGAGCGCCUGGCUAUCCCUGAGCUACAGUACAAGGACAAACUAGAUGCCAAGCAGUUCCCCCCAACAGUCUCUGUGCCCCUCAAGACUUCAAGGCUACCCUCCCCCUAGGCAGCAGGCCACUAAGUCUUAGGCUGAAAAGCAGCUGAGCCACAGGGGCACAGUGAUGAAUGUGAGGCAGCCACAUGCCCUUUCUGCUUCCCCCAGAGACCAUGUCUGCUCCCCAAAGGACCAGUGGAACUUAGCACGGAUGUGGGCCCCACAUCCUCCAGCCUGUGCCGAGGAAUCCUAGUCCUAGAAGCAUCCUCCCCCCAUCUUUCCCCUUUCCCUUCCCAGCACCUCGUGCCCCCCCCAGGUCCAAACAGCACUCUCAAAGCCCCCCUGGAGGAGCAAACCAUGGAGUACGGCAGAGAUUGUUUGGGACACAAGGGAUAGGAAUAACGCGUCCAUCUCUCUAUGAAAUAUUUGUUACUGGGCUAUACUCAUUUCACUAUGAAAUGUUUGUUGAAUGAAUAAAUAAUUUGAAACUUU